UAAAAGAAUAACAAAAUCUGAGAGACCUAGAUUUCUGUCCUCUGUUCACUUCUCAUUGGCUGAAUCAUGGAAGAGGAAAGAAAAAUGUUUUAUGUGGGUUUCACUUUCUCUCUCUUCACUCACUGGCAUCACCACCACCACCUCCUCCUCCACUCCCUGCAGCACUAAUAGAGGGAGAGACAGAGACAGAUUUUAGAGAGAGACUUGGCUUUUCUUCUUGUUCUGAGUUUCCAGUCUGAUAUUCUUUAUUUAUUUUUUUUUCAAUUAUUGUUUCACUCAUUUUGUUGUUGUUAUCUUCUUCAGCUGGGUGGUUCAGAUUCACAAGUGGGGAACUGGGUUUUUGUCAACAGACUUGAUGGUUAUUUGUGUUCAUGAGGAAAAAGUUGUGGUAACUUUGUUAUUCUGUACUUAGCCCAAAAAACAACUCUGUAUUCUGAGUCCCUGUCUUCCUCUGUUUCCUCUGCUUCUAAGACUUUUUUAAUUGCUGUGUAUUCUCAGUCCAAGUAGAAAAAAAUUGGGUCUAGUAUUUAGCGUUAGAUCCACAUGAAUCAGCUGAAACUUCUCCAUAAUUUUCUUUUUUGGGAACUACUUUAUCUUAGAAAGAAAGCAAAGACAAACUCUGUUCUUGUUGGCGGUUUCCGAGAGCUUUUCUGAUUUCCUAAGCCUUUGAGUUUGAUUUCAUCAAAAGGCUUAAAAGGAAAUAUUCUAAAAGCAAUCUUCGUUCUUCAACACUUAAAGCUUUUAUGGAAGAUAAUUGAAGAAAAGCAGAGAAAAGGAAAUGGAGUCAGAUCUUCAACGACAUCAUCAUAAUUUCAACGACCAUCAAGCCCAACAUCAGCAAAACCAGAUGAACUCCGGCUUGACGCGGUACCGGUCGGCCCCAAGUUCGUACUUUUCAACAAUCCUUGACAGAGAAUUCAGCGAACAAUUCUUCAGCCGGCCUUCGAGCCCCGAAACAGAACAAAUCUUCGCUCGGUUUAUGUCCGGUGGCGGCAGCGGCGGUGCUGGUGGUGGUGGAGGCACAGACGAUGCAUCAGAAGUGGGUACUAAAGAGGGUAAUAUCCAGCAAACGCAGUUUAUGCAAUCAAUAAAUGACGAAGCAGCAAGGGUGGUUCUUCAGCAGCAGAGCAACUAUGGCUCUACUUCUCAGAGUUUUUACCAAAGCCCAUCGAGACUACCUUUGCCGAAUCAGGGCUUGAAUUCAAUGGGGAUGGAUCCAUUGACGCAGAUGAAGACCGGCGGAGGUGGUAAUAGUUCCAGCCUUAUUCGGCAUAGUAGCUCGCCCGCCGGAUUGUUCUCCCACAUCAAUGUUGAAAACAGCUAUGCUGCAAUGAGAGGCAUGGGAAAUUUUGGAGCCGGUAAGAGCACCAAGGAAGAAGCAUCUUUUUCUUCUGCAAGCAGGAUGAAGAAUUACUCAGCAGGACCUCCUUCUUCAGCAGGGGUAAUGAGUCCAAUAGCGGAAAUCGAGGACAAAAACAUGGCAGCAAACCAUCCAGACACUGGAGGAUUUGGUGAAGGCCGUGAUGACAACUAUGUCACAGGUUUCCCAAUCGGUUCUUGGGAUGACACUGCAAUGAUUUCAGACAAUAUCGCUGGUCUUAAAACCCUUGUAGAUGAUGAUGAUGAAAAGCCAUUUUCCAACAUAAACGUGUCCGAAACUCAGAAUAUGGACUCUGGAACUCGCCCUCCUACUGUUUUGUCUCAUCACAUGAGUUUGCCAAAAACUGCAGCAGAGAUGGCUGCCAUUGAAAAGUUUUUGCAGCUCCAAGAUUCUGUACCUUGUAAGAUUCGAGCUAAGCGGGGCUGUGCCACUCACCCACGAAGCAUUGCCGAGAGGGUUAGAAGAACCCGAAUCAGUGAAAGGAUGAGGAAGCUACAAGAUCUUGUGCCCAACAUGGACAAGCAAACAAACACAUCAGACAUGCUAGAUUUAGCGGUUGAGUACAUUAAAGACCUUCAAAAACAUGUCCAGACACUUUCCGAUAGCCGUGCAAGGUGUAUGUGUUCAAACAAGCAGCAGCAAUAACACAAAAGGCCUGUCUGUCCGUGUGUCUGACUUGCUUUUGUACACAACAAACCAUGAGAAUGUGUAAAGAAGAUAGAAAGUUAAGCUUAGCUGGGUUCUCCGGUUCUGUUUUGCACUGAAAAAGUAGCAUUGUAGUUAACUAUGAGAUUGUGUGGGUGUAAAGGGUAAAAAGGCUGCUGAUAGUUAACUGUAAAAGAUCCAAACCUAUUGAUGCCAUUAUAGAGAGCAAAUCUGUACAGUUAA
Messenger RNA from Alnus glutinosa, 2269 nucleotides. Its product is annotated as transcription factor bHLH130-like. Gene Ontology annotation, biological process: regulation of transcription by RNA polymerase II. The transcript is spliced from 6 exons. NCBI's taxonomy places the organism in Eukaryota, Viridiplantae, Streptophyta, Magnoliopsida, Fagales, Betulaceae. The record is from RefSeq and is a predicted model, not a curated record. Gene Ontology annotation, cellular component: nucleus. Gene Ontology annotation, molecular function: protein dimerization activity; DNA-binding transcription factor activity, RNA polymerase II-specific; RNA polymerase II cis-regulatory region sequence-specific DNA binding. The coding region runs from base 779 to 2026 and encodes 415 amino acids.